This is a messenger RNA of Magnolia sinica, 2679 nucleotides long. Its product is annotated as receptor-like protein EIX2. Bases 35 to 2623 code for a protein of 862 amino acids. The record is from RefSeq and is a predicted model, not a curated record. The transcript has a single exon. Gene Ontology annotation, molecular function: protein binding. Lineage: Eukaryota; Viridiplantae; Streptophyta; Magnoliopsida; Magnoliales; Magnoliaceae.
GUUGACAAGCCUACAUUCUCUCAAGUACCUCGACAUGUCUUUUCUUGACCUUUCCAUGGCAAGCGAUCAUUGGGUGCAUGUAAUGAACGAGUCUCCUUCCCUUGUUGAGCUGCACCUAUCAAACUGUGGUCUCUCAUAUAUUUCUCCAACUCUUCCUUCUGUUAAUUUCACAUCUCUCUGCGUCCUUGAUCUCUACGGGAAUGAAUUCAACUCUAGAAUUCCGAACUGGAUAGCUAACAUUAGUAGUCUCGUUUCCUUGGAUCUCUCAUAUAACAACUUUCAUGGUGAGGUUCCCUAUCAAUUUUCACAACUCCCAAACUUGGAAGAGUUGGGGUUCGGAGGAGAUGUUGAUAAACUCAGUGCUAACUGUUCACAACUCCUUGAAGGCAGCUGGAGUAGGAUCAAGCUACUUGCUCUGUCUUUCAGUCAUCUGUAUGGAGGAAUCCCCAAGUCUAUUGGAAAUAUUACCUCACUUGUACAUCUCUCUCUGUCUUCCAAAGAAAACACAACAGGUAGCAUUCCAAGAGCCAUAACUAAGCUUAUCAAUUUAGAGAGCCUGUCAUUGAUCAGAUACGAUAUGCAUGCGGUCAUUCCGGAUUGGUUAGAUGAGCUCAAAAAUCUAAAGAACAUUGUUCUCUCCGAUUGCAUGUUGACAGGUCCAAUCCCUGCAUCUCUUGGAGAAUUGUCUUCCUUAGAAGAAUUAGAUCUUUCAAUGAAUCAGUUGAAUGGGAAUAUCCCUGCAGCUCUUGGAGGAUUGUCCUCCUUACAAAGAUUAUCUCUCAGUCAGAAUCAGCUGAAUGGGAAUAUCCCUGCAACUCUUCUUGGAGGAUUGUCUUCAUUGGAAAAAUUAGAUCUCUCAGGGAAUCAGUUGAAUGGGAGAAUCCCAACAACAUCAGGACAGCUUUCUAACUUGGCUUGGCUUGACCUCUCUUACAACUCCUUGAUAGGAAACAUGUCUGAAAGUCAUUUUGAAAACCUCAAAAAGUUGAAGUUUUUAUUUUUGUCUUCCAAUUCUUUGGUUUUUCAUCCAAACCUUGAUUGGACCCCUCCAUUUCAGCUUUAUCUCAUGAGGCUAGGAUCAACUCAUUUAGGUCCUCAAUUUCCCCCCUGGCUACAAACACAAAAAUACCUAGGUGAGUUGGAUCUCUCUAACACAGCCAUCUCUGGCAUCAUCCCCACCUGGUUUUGGGAUUUAACGCCCCAACUUCUUUCACUGAACCUUUCAAAUAACGAGAUUUCUGGCCAAUUGCCCAACCCUUUAAAACUGCAGCCUCAGGCCUACAUUGAUUUGAGUUCGAAUCAUUUCAGUGAUCCCAUACCUUGCAUAUUGGAUGGAGCUAGAAUACUUGAUCUCUCCAACAAUCAAUUUUCUAGGCCAAUCCCACCAGAUUUCGCAUCCACAAUGCACAAUUUAGAAUUCUUUUAUGCCAAAGGUAACCAAAUCAGUGGCAUAAUUCCUUCCAUUGAAGGAAUGAAUUCUUUGGUUGUCCUUGAUCUUUCCCAAAACAAUAUAAGUGGUAUCAUUCCGUUGAGAUUGGGAAAUUGUGUAGCACUUGAGGCACUUGAUUUGAGCAAGAACAGGUUAUCGGGAGGAAUACCCAGGUCGUUGGGUCAAUUACGUCGACUCCGAACAAUGCACUUGAGCAACAAUACCCUAUCGGGACAAGUCCCUUCAUCUUUGAAGAAAUGUACCAGUUUGGAGACUCUCGACCUUGGAUACAACAAUUUCUCAGGUCAUAUUCCCACUUGGAUUGGCAAAAGUUAUCGAGCUUUAAGAAUUCUGAGUUUACGAUCCAAUAUGUUUACUGGCAACAUCCCACCACAAUUAUUGAACCUAACUUCUCUUCAGGUCCUUGAUUUGGGACAAAAUUGUUUAUCUGGUUCAAUUCCUCGGAGUAUUGAAAAUCUCAUGGCCAUGAAAUAUGAGCAGAAGACGAACCUCAUUCUUACAUAUGGAGAGAUGACAAUAUCAUAUUACAAGGAAAACUUGUUGGUGUCAGUGAAGGGGCUAAUGCUUGAAUACACAAGAACAAUUUCAUUGGUUACAUGCAUAGACCUUUCAAACAAUAACUUAUCUGGAGAGAUCCCUCAAGGACUCACUAGUCUUUUGGGAUUGCGUGUUUUAAACUUAUCUCAAAACCAUUUGACCAGAAAGAUCCCAGACAAGAUUGGUAAAUUGGCACUGUUGGAGUCUCUUGAUUUCUCAAAAAAUCAGCUUUCAGGUGCAAUUCCUUUGAGUAUGUCAAAUUUAACUUAUCUAAGUUACUUGAACUUGUCAUAUAACAACUUGUCGGGGAGAAUUCCAUCUGGAAAUCAGCUCCAGACACUUGAAAAUCCAUUUAUUUAUAUCGGCAACAACAGACUCUGUGGACCUCCUCUUCCAAAUAAGUGUGAUAGUGAUGAGACAUCUCCAGGUCCAAUGCCUAUUGGUGGUGAUGUAGAAAAAGAUGAAGAGAAUGAAAUGCUUUGGUUUUACUCGUCGAUAGCACCAGGAUUUGCCGUGGGGUUUUUGGCCUUCUUUGGCAUUUUAGUGCUCAAGAAGUCUUGGAGGAUUGCCUAUUUCCGCUUCUUUGAUAAAAUGAAAGAUAGACUAUUUUGCAAUUGUUGCUUUACAGCAUGUUAGAUUGAAGGAGUUUGAUGGAAACCCAUGUCAUGAGUAGUGAACAAAUCUUUGUAACC